Molecule: messenger RNA, 4321 nt
Organism: Salvelinus namaycush (lake trout)
Lineage: Eukaryota; Metazoa; Chordata; Actinopteri; Salmoniformes; Salmonidae
Product: trafficking kinesin-binding protein 1-like
Exons: 17
Coding region: 520-3015 (831 amino acids)
Biological process (GO): anterograde axonal transport of mitochondrion; neurotrophin TRK receptor signaling pathway; neurogenesis
Cellular component (GO): dendrite
Molecular function (GO): signaling receptor binding
Source: RefSeq, a predicted model, not a curated record
GCGCUUUGACAGCUCGAAGUCCGGAUGAAAAGUUCCUGUCAAGUUUGCCGACAACGACCUUGAAGAACUUGGAUAAAAGCAAAUGCGUAGCUGACAAGAGAAGCAGCAGCUGUAGAGGCCAUUGGUUUUUGACUCGGGCUCACUCACUCUGAAGGAGAGACUGUCCUAGCAACUGUACCUGCGUCCAAUCAAUGCAAGGAUACUCCUAGCAGCACAGGAAGUAACUGUCAUUUACAACAACCAGCCCUGGUACCAGAUGUGCGAUCAGCCUGCUGUUUCUCCCUGAUCCACCAGGGGGCCUCAGUCACUCACAGGGACCAGCCCUGAGUCCUCACCCUGAACACUCCGGCCCCAGUCAAGCUGUCCCACCCUCAUCCCUCUCCCUCUCCUCCUCAUCUCUUCUUCUGGACCUCACACUCCCCACUGGACCCCCUGUUGACCCUCUCCCUUUAUAGGGGGCAGGGGGAGGUGUCCGGCGGCCUUGAUGAGGAGACCCUGCCCCUUUAUGAGGGCCUUAAUAUGGAGUGCGACCUCCUGGAAAGAGUGGAUAGGGGAAGCCAUGAUGUGUCCACCCUCACUGAACUUUGUUCAGGUGGCGAUAGUGAGGUGGAGAUAGUGAGCCUGCUGUCUGAGGGACUGCCUAACUACACUCUGCGGGCGGACUGCAUGUUUGGCUACGACCACGACGACUGGCUCCACACCCCUCUGCUGCCCCCGGAGGUCGCCCUGGGACUCACACAUGACCAGAUAGAAGAGACGCUCAAGUACUUCUUGCUGUGUUCAGAGAGAGUGGGCCAGGUCACUAAGACGUACCAUGACAUCGAGGCUGUCACCCACCUACUGGAAGAGAAAGAGCGGGACCUCGAGUUGGCGGCCCGGAUCGGCCAAUCACUGCUCAAGCAGAAUCGGGAUCUAACGGCACGGAAUGAGUUAAUGGACGAACAGCUGGAGAUCGCUAAGGAAGAGAUAGCCCAGCUGCGACAUGAGCUCUCCAUGAGAGACGACCUGCUCCACUUGUACGCCAGCACAGAGGAGAUCGAGAAUGCCUCCGACUCACACGCACUAAUGAAGAGGAACGAGUCGUCCAACUCCCUCAGUAACUUUGUCAAUUAUGACUUCAUACAGCAGAAACUCAAAGGUCUGGAGGAGGAGAACCUCAAACUACGCUGUGAGGCCAAUGAACUGACGUCAGAGACCGCUAACUAUGAGGAACAAGAGCAGGAGCUGAUGAUGGUGUGUGUGGAGGAACUCACCUCUGUGAAUAAGCAGGUGGUGGACCUGUCUGAUGAGUUGGCCCGUAAGGUGGAGGACACUCUCAGGCAGCAGGAGGAGAUCAGCUCCCUGCUCGCACAAAUAGUCGACCUGCAGGCACGCUGCAAAAGGCUCACCACUGACAACGAAGAGCUGACCCAGCACCUGAGUGCCUCGCGGGAGAGCCAAUCACAGCUCAAAUCAGAGCUAAACUACCUGCAGGACAAGUACUCAGAGUGUGAGGACAUGCUACGGGAGGCCAGAGAGGACAUUAAGAACCUGCGCAACAAGAGCCUGCCCAACAGCACGGUGCAGCGCUACAGCUCCCUAUCAGCCGUGUUCCCCAUGGACUCCCUGGCAGCAGAGAUAGAGGGCACCUUCCGCAAGGGCCUGGACGUCCCCGCACCCUCCGAGUACAAGAAUCACCCGUGGCGCGUGUUUGAGACGGUGAAGGUGGUGAACCAAGCGUCGAGGCUGCGGUCGCGGUGCCACUCCCCCGGCCAGGUGCCCGGCUCCAGCCCUGUGUCGCGGCGCUCCAGUCGUGCCUCCACCCCCCGUACCAGCUACUACGGCUCAGACAGCGCCAGCCUCACCUUGGAGGACAAACCACCUAGUGCCGUAUCGAGGCUGGCAGAGGUGGCACACACUGAGGACAGCAGUGUAAGUGGCCCUAAGCGUCUGGGUAUGCCGGGCAUGCCUGGAGGCCAGGACCUUGAGGCCGCCCUCCGCUGUUUAUCUGACCGCCAGCAGAGCCAUGCCUCAGAGCGCCCCUUCUUUGAGGUGGAGCGCGAACGCAAACUCCGCGCCCUGGCCGCCACCUGCCAGCGGGGCAGCGAGGAGGUGGGCGAGCUGGGCUCCAGCGGGUUCCUUACGCCCAACGACAGCCUGGUGUCCAGCUCGGUGGCGUCGACAGGCACCAACUACUCCAAUGGCAGCUCGCUGCACUCCUCGGCCGGAUCGGGGGGCUCGCGCUCCUACCUACCUGACCGCCUGCAGAUUGUCAAGCCCCUGGAAGGCUCAGUGACACUGCACCACUGGCAGCAGCUGGCCAAGCCCAACCUGGGAGGUAUCCUGCACCCUCGCCCGGGGGUCCUCACCAAAGACUUCCGGGAGCUGGAGAUCGACCUCCAACACGUCUACAGCCUCAAUGACCUGGAGGAGGACGAGCCUGACCUAUUACAGCUCUCCCGUGGCCUGGCUGCCGGAGUCCACGGCACCAUGGUCACUCCUCCAUCCUCUGGCCCCAACCUACCCCAGACCCCUCCCACCCACACCGUCACCACCUGUCGGCGCCACCACCCAUCCCUCCUGCUCCCCUCCUUCUCCACCAGUCUUUGCUCUCGCAGCCUGUCCGCUCGUGGGAGCUGUGAGCAUCUGAGUACCACGUCGCCCUCCUCUUCCAAUCAGCAGCACUGUGUGCUGACCUUUGACCCUAGCCAGGGCAGUGGCCACCACUCCACCUCCACCCCAGCACCUCCUCUAUCACUGGGACUCCUGAAGCUGCUGGAGGAGCAGGGCAUCUCUGCCUCCACCCUCCCCUACCCUUACCACCAACUGACCCCACACAUGCCCCACAACUGCAGCGGAAGAGCGGGGUGGAGGAACAUGCAUUAUGGAGGAAGAAGGGAGAAUGAACAUGCUCAGCUUCAACCUGGUAGAGAAGCUGAGGAGUCUGGGACUUCACAAGGUGGCAGCCCGAGGCGUGGACUGAAGAGAGAACGAAGAGGAGAGAGAAGCAAUCCGACAAUACAGACAUCCACCUAGAGUUUGAGAAAGACUGGGAAAACUCCUUCUCCCCUUCCUCCUUAAUCGUCAUUGACUUCAAUCCAAAUGCUGGCGAUGCCAGUGUACCGCCAUUUUGUGUUUCGGGCCCACAGCAAUACAUUGUAAAAUGGAACCUCGGGAGAACCAUAGAGCCAUACGUUGAGUUUCUGUUACAUGUACAGUCACUCUUCUUUUUGUAAUGGACUCAUGUAUUGUGUAUAUACUAGGUCUCCACGACAAUGUGUGACGUCAUGAUCAUUCUCAGGAGAAUCACCUGAUCACCGGUCCGGCUGGCUUGAACACGAGCAAGGUUUUUUUUAUUUUUUAUUAAAUAAAAUACCUGUGUUUCGUGCGUGUCAGAUGGUUUUACACGUUUGUUUUUAUAGACCCCCCCGCUAUGCUUUUUUUAUAUAUAUUUUUUACCAUCAAAUACAAUCACAUGACCUUUUCAUUACUUUGGGAAAGAUUCAAGGUAUCGUUAUUUAAGAACCACCAAACUGACCAGAUUGUCAUCCACAGAUGUGCUGGAUUUCAGUAUGUCCUUUUGCAUAUUAGCUGCUAUUAGAAAAUGAAGCAUUUGUGGGUAUUUUAACCACAUUGACUUUACUGUGGUAAAACCACAAGCACUUCAAUCACUCCCCAUUACAGAAUGGUAGAGAGAUUGAUACACUGACUUUACUUCCUGAACGUUUGUGACAUUAUUGACAUUCACUGAGGUAUACUACUCUGCUCUUUACCCAAAAGUCCUCAUUUAGCACUCGCAGUACUGUCUGUUUACAUGGCAUCACCUGCUGCAAGUCAUUGUAAAAUAAUGCUUUACUUCGAAAUGCUGUCAAUUAUUGUAAACUUAUUUGGUCGAACCUCACCAAAGCAUUCAGGUAGUCUACCAUGCUGUAUCAAAGACAACCGAAAGUGACUGUUAAAGGUCUCGGCACUAGUCUAUGUGCUGGAUCUGUGUUAACAGACCUUAAACUAAAGUGUUGUUGGUACAAAUGUAAUUCAUGUCAUCAGGAAUAAUGAUAAUAAUAAUAAUAAUAAUCAUGGACUGCAUGCUUUUUUGGAUGCUCUUUCAGCUGUCUGGACAAUCAAUUGUAGAUAAAAGGCAUAGGAUUCUGCAGAUCAAAAGGGAAAAUUAUAGCAAAUUAUGACAAUUUGAAUUCAGCAGAAAAUGAACCAAACAGCACUACAUAUAUUUCAGAUGUUGAAAUUGACUACUCCUUGCUGAAUUCUAUGUUAUGAUCACUGAGAUGUAUGUCUGUAUAUAUUGUACCACAUGUAUAUUAAAAAGUACAUUGUAUUUCCAUCA